GUAGAGGAUGCGCCAUGCGCGAUGAACAUUAUUUCGCGUCGCAAGUUCAGUUCAGUUUAAUCAGUGACACGGAAGUAUCGGGACGUCGUGGUUGGCGGGAAUUGUUGCAAACGUGGAAAUACCGGCUUCAGCGACGUCGAAGCUGUUUGUGCAGGCCAGAAAUGUCGCUUGCACAAAUAUUAAGGGAGAAGAUCCCUCGCCGAGGCAUCCUCGGAGCCAUGAUGUUUCUUGCUUGUAUGUUUUCUUACUUUAUACGGACAAACAUUUCCAUUACCAUCGUUGCCAUGGUCAUUCCCACAGAAAAAAAAAACGGGACAAUCAUAAAGGAUCAUGGUGAGCGAUAUGACUGGAACGCACACGUUCAGGGAGCUGUACUAAUGGCUUACCACUGCGGCGUAGUACUGUCUAGUAUUCCAGCCGGUAUGUUAGCAGAAAAAUUUGGAGGUACCAAGGUUGUCGCAUUGGCGACUCUAAUUCCUGCACUACUGAACCUGCUCAUGCCAUGGGCAUCUAGUGUUCACUACAUGUUCGUUAUCGUCCUGCGGUUCCUGAUGGGAUUCUUCGGGAGUGCUGUUUACCCGGCUCUACACGCCAUGAUUGCCAGAUGGGUGCCACCCAGUGAGAAGGGAAUGUUCGUAUGGGCUAUGCAAGGUGGACCUUUCGGUACCGUAGUCACGUUUACUCUUUGCGGUCUAGUGAUUGAAGCUUAUGGAUGGGCAGCUGCGUAUUACGUGACCAGCGGACUCAUUCUCGUAUUUUUUGCCCUCUGGGUAUACCUGAUACAUGACACACCCGACGGGCAUCCGAAUAUCACAGAACGAGAAAAGGAAUUUAUUAAGAAACAAAUUGGAACUAGCGUCAACAAGCAAAAAGUAAAGCCUCCUGUUGUCGCUAUCAUCACGUCGCUUCCAUUCUUGGUCUUACUUUGGGCCCACUUUGCUAACAUGUGGGGAAUCUACUUCAUAGCCACAAACGGGCCAAUGUAUACGCUCGGGGUUCUUGACUUUGACAUGAAAUCCGGUGGCAUUACGACCGGACUGCCUUACAUUGCCAGACUCGGGGCUGGUGUCUUAUUUGCCGCUGCCGGAGACUACUUACGGAGAAAAAAGUACUUGACGGUCGUGUGGUUGCGCAAGAUUUUCAUGAUUUCCUCUCACAUGGCCCCAGCUUUGUGUUUACUUGGUAUGACAUACGCGGGAUAUGACAAAAUCUGGGCAAUUAUAAUGAUGGUACUGGCCUUGGCUUUCAACGGCGCCGCCUGCCAGACAAGUCUCCAAAAUCACCAAGAUCUGGCACCCAACUACGCGGGAUCUCUUUAUGGUGUAAUGAACACGUUCGGCAGCUUUACCGGGUUCAUUAUUCCCGCUGUUGUCGGCGUUUUAACCAAUAAGCGUAACACCGUGGAAGCGUGGCGUCCCAUGUUUUGGAUUUCCGCAAUCGUAUUUACAUCCGCAACCGUCUUGUUUUGGCUCUUUGGCUCGGCGGAUAUUCAGCCGUGGAACGACAUGAAUAACAAAGGAGGAGUUGAAGAAGCUAUUUCUACCAUCCCCGAUGAAGAGAAGAAAAUGACAAAUGGCAACAAAGAGGCUCAAGUCAUGUCCGAUGAGGAAGAGGAAGAGAACUCCCGUCUUUAGUCCCUUAUUAGGACGUAAAAAAAAUAUAAGUGGUCCCACUAAUCACCUCGUCUCUCAAUAAGGAUUGUUCUAAUUGUACGUCAGUUCAGCAUUCGCCUACUUGCAAGCGAAUACACAUGCUGACGUUCUUAUCCGGAGUAGUUCGCAAGCGUCUGCGCGACACUUGUGUCGCUUACGUGGAUAUUUUUUCUCAAUUAUAUUGUCGGUGGACCGACCACCUAUUCUCCUUAGAUUUUUAUAUUUAUUUACGUGUAUACAUGGUGAAUUCGUAACGAUGGGAAAUUAUAGGGUGUAUCAUGUACGUGUGAAUUUUGUAUUCUCGUACGUUUUUGGAUAAGGUUUUAUAGUACAAUCAGAACCACUGUACGUCGUAUGACGUAUGGCGAUAUAUGUAACCAGCUUAAAUAUGCUAGGGGAUGCAGUGCUUUUUCCAAUACUGUAAAAAUGCACUGAGGAGAAAUUGAAGAUAUAAAAUUUGCACACGCGCAGUACAUUCUAACAUUUCUCGCCGUCAGAGUCUCGAUACACACUACACUUUGUCAAUUCGGUUCCGGCAGACAGUAAAUGUUGUUGAAUUACGAGAAACCAUGCACGAUCUUUAAUUCUUAAUGGUAAAACUACUAUUGUUUUUUUUCUUAGCGUGCUUGUUAGUGAGCUGCUUCUCAUAACUCUAUAUUCUUAAUAUCCAAAGUUAUUUUUGAUAUUGCGUCACUUUCUUUGACCUAACUGCCCUCCUUGAACCGAAUGGAGAAACUGUACCGUACACACCUUCUCUGACGAAUUGUCAAAUCUGACCGGCGUAGAUUGAUUAUGUCGUUGAUAUAUUCCAGUACUGUGUACUGAUGGCAGCUAGAAACGCAUAUGUUUUCGGCUGUGCAAGUACGUUCUAAUACGUGGAUACGUGUAGGUGUUACAUGAUAUUCCCGACCAAGCUGCUAUACAAGUACAUGGAUAAUUAGUCAGAUGUACCAUAUAAUAGAUUAAUAGAUAAAUACGUGCCAGACAGAAGCGCGAGCUACAACUAAAAUGCUGGUCGCGCUCCUUACUUAUAUUUUUUUACUUAAUCGGAGAGAAAGAGAAUGACCAAAUGAUCAAGAAUCAAAGGAAGACGAAAUAUUACUGAUACUAGCGAGCACGGAGUCGAUUCUAAAGAGUAUUAAUUCUACUUCAAAACGUAGCUUAAAAUAUGCCAUAUAAUGUAUUACCACCUCAUUGGACCGUCGGUCCGCAAUUCGAGCAAGUGUCAAGGCAACAGCUGUAUGUACGAAUACAUGGUACAAGCUGCCGAAUUUUGAAAACGCUUGUGUCCUACUCUAGCUACUUGGUGCUUAAUAAUUUUCAAAACCUGCUUCACUUGAGAUUCGGCCGAUCAGAGGUUCCUGCUCUUUGGUAUAGCCUUGCACACCGAUGCGUAAUUUCGUGCAUGCUAGAUGCAACCAGUACGUGCCAUUCCAUAUAUAUUGAAACUGUCAAUCAGUAGAUCAUUCAAUCGUUAGAGCUUCGAUUGUGAGGCAAUAUAUUUAAACAACCGCUGGAUGGGGAGAAGGAUCCUUUUGUGAAUAUCCUUUGUGGAAUAUACUAGGCAUUUAUUCCUAAUAACAAUUAGGUUUUGCGUCUUACUUUAUUUUAUAAUUAUUAUGUAUCAUUUCAAAUAUCUAUUAUUAUAGAGCGGUUGUCGACGCUUCAACUGUAUGAGAACGCAAUUGAAUGUGAUUUUCGAUCAAACCAUUGUUACAAUAAUAAUUAUUUUUUAAGAACA
This is a messenger RNA of Diprion similis, 3393 nucleotides long. Its product is annotated as sialin-like. Gene Ontology annotation, cellular component: plasma membrane. The transcript is spliced from 11 exons. Gene Ontology annotation, molecular function: transmembrane transporter activity. Bases 15 to 1634 code for a protein of 539 amino acids. NCBI's taxonomy places the organism in Eukaryota, Metazoa, Arthropoda, Insecta, Hymenoptera, Diprionidae. Gene Ontology annotation, biological process: transmembrane transport; monoatomic anion transport. The record is from RefSeq and is a predicted model, not a curated record.